UGGAACCAAAAAAAAAGAAAAAGAAAUCGGUUCUAUUCUUGACUUGAAGUUUAUUGCUCCAAUGAAUUAUUUUGAAAGAUUGCCAGAAGGCUGCAUAUUGGAAAUUCUUUCACACACAACUCCAGUAGAUGCAGUGAGAUCAUGCAUUUUAUCAAGAGGAUUCAAGUCUGCUUUAGAAUCAGAAAUUAUUUGGGAAAGAUUUUUGCCUUCUGAUUAUCAAGAAAUAAUUGAAAGAUCAGAGUUUUCUCCUUCUGUUUGUACAACCAAAAAAGAGCUUUAUUUUCGUCUGUGUGAAUCUCCCAUUCUUCUUGAUGGUGGCAAACUGAGUUUUUCACUUGAUAAGCACAGUGGGAAGAAGUGUUUCAUGGUAGCACCAAGAGAGCUUAUAAUUUCGUGGGGAGAUAACUUAAACCAUUGGCAAUGGAAGCCUCAUCCGGACUCUAGAUUCUCUGAAGUUGCAUCUCUUAGUUCUGUACGUCGGUUGGAUAUCCGCGGAAAGAUAGGAACCAAAAUGUUGUCACCAAAGACAGAUUAUAGUGCUUAUUUAGUGUACAAAUUGGUUGAUAAUCCCUAUGGCCUUGAAUCUGCCAAUGCAAUUGUUAGGUUUGUUGAUUAUGAGAGUGACACUGAUACUGAAAAUCAAGCCAAUACUGUGAAACUCGAAACAUUGCCCGAAAGUAGAAGGAAUGGAGGCUAUUUACAGUUUAAAAAUGGAAAGUUUGCAAGUAUGAGAGCAGAUGGAUGGAUGGAAGUAAAAAUGGGAGAUUUCAAUAGCAAGAAAGGCGGCGAUGGACCUGUAGAAGCGCGAUUAAUUGAGAUAAAACGUCUUCAUUUAAAAGGCGGCCUCAUUGUUGAAGGAAUUGAGUUUCGCCCCAAAUAAUAGAAUAGAAGUUGUGAUAAUGUAGUUGAGGUGCGUUCAAGUUGGGUUGAUUCAUUCUUGCCCAAAAGAGACGUCUUGAUUACAUUGGGCGGAGGCUAAUUUAUUUUAUGUAUAAAUAUUAAGUGUUGAAUCCCCCGUGACUUCUUUGUAUGUUUACUUUUUCUAUCAAAAGAUUAAAUCUUCU
Molecule: messenger RNA, 1064 nt
Organism: Nicotiana attenuata
Lineage: Eukaryota; Viridiplantae; Streptophyta; Magnoliopsida; Solanales; Solanaceae
Product: F-box protein PP2-B10-like
Exons: 3
Coding region: 62-880 (272 amino acids)
Molecular function (GO): protein binding
Source: RefSeq, a predicted model, not a curated record